Molecule: messenger RNA, 1800 nt
Organism: Plenodomus lingam JN3
Lineage: Eukaryota; Fungi; Ascomycota; Dothideomycetes; Pleosporales; Leptosphaeriaceae
Source: RefSeq, a predicted model, not a curated record
AUGUCAUGCUCUGCGUCUCCCUUUUGGCGCACCUCGUCCAAUCCCUCGAGUCCUCCAAGCAAAAGGGUCAUUGGCGCAUCCUAUUCACACGCCGACAUACUCAACUUCAGCUCCUUGUACAGUCCCCUCCGCGCCCUCCGCGCUCCAGACAUAAUAGAAGUGCGACAUGCUGACGUCCCAAGGAGCGUCUCAGGAUCCAAUUCACGUCCACGUACCCCACCUUCAGCGACACACAGUCGCGAGUCGAGCAUAGCGCCCAGCCGAACAAGCAACACCACUUCUCCCCGCCCGGCGCGAGCUACCUACAGCCACUUUCUCCGUGAAACGCAUCAAGAUUGGAACUAUGGCGAUGACGAGGAUGGUGACAUCAUGUUCGAAGACGAUGAGGACGAGUUCGGUCUCCCAAGUAUUGCAAACAUGCGAAGAAAAGGGCGGCGGAAACAGCCUCCACAGACCAAAGAUCCAGGAGGGACGCUGAGCAGGACGAGUACAGGCUCAUCGGCAGCAUGGAGGGGCAUAGAUAGUGGCGACAUUGCCGAAGAACGCGGUAUACCCAAUUACCCCACGGCGAAGAAGAUCGAGGGGAAGAUCCUACGGCCACAGUACCAAGAAAUCCUGCGAGACCCUGCAAACUCACUCCACCUCAUAUCGCAUCCUAGUCUUCCGGCGAAUGCAACGGCCAAGCAAAUCGAGGAAUUUUCGUCGCGGACAACGAGAAUCAACAAGUUCAAGCGCAUAUUGCAGGCAAGCACAAUCUCACUCUCUGAUCUACGCGACUCGGCCUGGUCAGGGGUGCCAUCAGAGGUUCGCGCCAUGACCUGGCAGGUCCUCCUCGGCUACCUGCCUACCAGCAGCGAGCGACGGGUCGCGACCUUGGAGAGAAAGCGAAAGGAAUACUUGGAGGGCGUCCGUCAAGCUUUCGAACGCGGUACUGCGGGCAGUGCCGGCGCUGUGGCUUCUGCCAUAGCAGGACCAUCUUCGCAAACAUCCUCGAAUCGUGGCCGGGGGCGUGGCUUAGACGAAGCGAUAUGGCAUCAAAUCAGCAUAGAUGUACCCCGAACGAAUCCACAUUUGGAGCUCUACAGUUACGAAGCAACCCAAAGAUCGCUCGAGCGCAUCUUGUACCUCUGGGCAAUCCGGCAUCCCGCGUCAGGUUAUGUCCAAGGCAUCAAUGACCUCGUCACUCCUUUCUGGCAGGUCUUCCUUGGUGCAUACAUCUCAGAUCCCGAUAUCGAGUUUGGAAUGGAUCCUGGGCAGCUACCAAAGCAAGUAUUGGAUGCAGUUGAGGCCGACUCGUUUUGGUGUCUCACCAAGCUCUUGGACGGUAUACAAGACAAUUACAUUGCACAGCAGCCAGGUAUCCAACGGCAGGUUGUCCGUCUGAGGGAUCUCACAACACGUAUAGAUGCAAGCUUGGCCAAGCACCUAGAAAAUGAGGGCGUCGAGUUCAUCCAGUUCAGCUUCCGGUGGAUGAAUUGUCUACUUAUGCGUGAAAUAUCUGUCAAGAAUACAAUAAGGAUGUGGGACACGUACCUGGCCGAGGAAGAUGGGUUCUCGUCCUUUCAUCUCUACGUCUGCGCCGCGUUUCUUGUCAAGUGGUCCGAUCAGCUGAGGAAAAUGGACUUUCAGGAGACCAUGAUGUUCCUACAAUCGCUGCCCACCCGCAAUUGGACUGAGAAAGACAUUGAAUUGCUACUUAGCGAAGCCUUCAUCUGGCAGAGUCUCUUCAAAGGCAGCGGUGCCCAUCUGAAGAACACAAGUUCUCGUGGAGGCGGUGUAGGCAUGGGCCCCGACUUUUGA